Aplysia californica (California sea hare) is the source of this 1182-nucleotide messenger RNA. Its product is annotated as long-chain-fatty-acid--CoA ligase 5. Gene Ontology annotation, biological process: long-chain fatty acid metabolic process. Gene Ontology annotation, cellular component: membrane; endoplasmic reticulum. NCBI's taxonomy places the organism in Eukaryota, Metazoa, Mollusca, Gastropoda, Aplysiida, Aplysiidae. The record is from RefSeq and is a predicted model, not a curated record. Gene Ontology annotation, molecular function: long-chain fatty acid-CoA ligase activity.
UUAGUGCUAGGGAUACAUGGCAUCAGUGAUCGUUUCUAUUUCUUUUUCUGCCCGUCUCUUAUUGUUUCUGUGGGCGGUUGGUGGGCCAGAUUUAGUGCUCGGGCGAUUGAUUCUGCGCAGUACAUAGGAUCAGGACUCAUCCACAAGGGGAUCCCACCCAAGAAUGAUUCCUAUGUUGGGAUUUUUGCUUCAAACUGUCCUGAGUGGGCAAAGAAAAUCUGAAAGACUUUACUCCUGCCAAAGCUUCAGAUACCUUCUCCAUCUGUUACACAAGUGGAACUCAAGGUCGGCCUAAAGGCGCAAUGCUCACCCAUGAAAGCUUCCUGUGUAUGGUAGAGAGCAUUAUCAUACAAGUAAAGGCUGAUCUACCGUUUUCUCCCGCAGAUGUUCACUUUUCUUAUCUCCCCUUGGCUCACAACUUUGACCGUGGAGUACACGUCCUAGCGCUGAUAAGCGGCGCUCGGAUUGGUUACUACAGUGGUGACGUCACACUCCUGAUGGACGACCUCGCAACACUGAAGCCCACUAUUUUCCCAAGUGUUCCUCGCCUCCUCAAUCGUAUAUACGACACCAGGGAUCAUCAGAAAAGACAGUUUCUGGGACAAACUGGUGUUCAGCAAAGUCCAGGAGAAGCUGGGAGGGAGAGUGAGGGUCCUCAUUUCAGGCUCAGCCCCUCUCUCCAGUGACGUCAUGACAUUUCUGCGCUGUGCCAUGGGAUGUGUGGUGUUGGAAGGUUACGGGCAGACUGAGAUGGGUGCCGGGAUCACAUUCCAACUGCCCGGAGAACCUGGAGCUGAGGGCCAAAGAAGUUGUCCUCAAAGACAUAAUGGUUUGUGCAGACAAACGUGGUCUACGAGGUUUUGAAAAGGUCAAAGACAUCAUCCUGGAGCCAGAACUGUUCUCCAUUGACAACGGACUUAUCACCCCUACAAUGAAGAACAAAAGAAACGCUUUAAGCGCCAAGUACAAAGAACAGAUCCAAGAACUGUAUGCUAAGAACGGGUUGUGAGUGCCCCACAAUGUCACAGUGGACCUGGCACUUUGAGAACGCUGAUGGUUUUCCCUCUUUGUAGAUUCAGAUGGUGUUGGAUGCAAAAUUGCUGCUUUCAAGAAGAUUUGUUUUACGAGGAACAAAAACAACAAAAACCCAACCCAAUAAAACAAACAAAAAGAAAAACGAAA